Topomyia yanbarensis is the source of this 2194-nucleotide messenger RNA. RefSeq names its product glycerol kinase-like. Lineage: Eukaryota; Metazoa; Arthropoda; Insecta; Diptera; Culicidae. Gene Ontology annotation, biological process: triglyceride metabolic process; glycerol metabolic process; glycerol-3-phosphate biosynthetic process. Gene Ontology annotation, molecular function: glycerol kinase activity. Gene Ontology annotation, cellular component: mitochondrion. Bases 279 to 2042 code for a protein of 587 amino acids. The record is from RefSeq and is a predicted model, not a curated record. The transcript is spliced from 6 exons.
UAUGACGUUGACCCGUUGUGCUUCUGGAUUGUUUACAUAUUUCUGGUUGCCAACACUAGCAAACCGUGUGUUCUGCCACAUCUAUAUAUACCUCAUUGCGUCAAAUGAGGGUCAUACAGCAUAACAAAAACAUUGCAUUUUUCAUUCGGUUAUUCCUGUUUUAUUCUAUACGUGUGUGAACCGUGCACAAAAUCGAUGCCGUCAAACGAUAGCAAACAAUGUAGCAGUAGUUUUCAUCCGACGGAGUAAUCCUGAAUAAAGUUACCAAACAAAAAAAAAUGAACGGAUCGACUCGUAGUAAGUUUGGCCCUCUAAUAGGAGUACUGCAUGUGGGGCAGUCCAGUAGCAAGUUUCUCGUAUAUGCGGCAAAGAACGCGGAAGUACUGACCUGUCACGAGGAGCAACUGGAGACACAUUCGCCAAGGUCCGGAUGGGUUGAGCUCGAUCCACUGCAGAUUUGGCAGUCUGCCAGCGAUUGCGUCGAACGGGCUGUGCAGAAUUUAUUGCUGCUUGAUAUUGAUCCGAGGGACAUUGUAGCGGUUGGUAUUUGCAACCAGCGGGAGACGAGUGUCCUGUGGGGUAGGGGCGAUGGGCAGCCGUUAUGUAACGCGAUUGGCUGGUGUGAUACGAGGACUUCCGACGUGAUUGGUGCAUUGCUGACAAGGGUUAAGGGGAAGAUUAACUUUUUGAAAACGGUUUGCGGGUUGCCGUUUGCGAAUUGUUUCAGCGCUGUUAAGAUUCGGUGGAUGCUGGACAAUGUGGAUGGGGCGCAUGGCAAGGAUCUCAUAUUUGGAACGCUGGAUAGCUGGAUUAUAUGGAAUUUGACCGGUGGGAUGAAUGGAGGAGUUCAUGUAACAGACGUGACGAAUGCUUCCAGAACGAUGCUGAUGAGUUUGGAAAAGUUGGAGUGGGACACUAGGUUGUGUCAUUUUUUUAAAAUUCCGCGCAAUAUUCUACCCAAGAUUAGAAGUUGUUCGGAAAUUUACGGAUACAUUAGCGAAGGAUCGCUAAGUGGGGUACCGAUUACUAGUUGUAUUGGCGAUCAACAGGCAGCCCUGUUGGGGCAGCUUUGUCUCAGUGCCGGACAGGUGACGUGCAAUUUGGACGACGGUUCAUUUCUUUUGUUCAACACCGGUCAGGAGAUAAUAGACUCGGAUCAUGGUCUCUUAUCUACGGUUGCAUUCAAACUUGGACCAGAAGCAGACACAUUCUACGCUUUGGAGGGAGCAAUUCCUCAUGCAGGCAAUUCUUUAAACUGGUUGCGCGAGAAUCUUCAACUGCCCAGUCAAAAUGGUUCAUUGUCACAGAGCUUCGUCGGCGAUCCUGGUCAUUCUGCGCUACUGUCAUCUAUAUGCUCAAAAAAAUCCCUAACACCGUACAGUGAGCCAGGUGGUUUCAAGAACCCUAACUACGAAGUGAUAUUAGUACCGGCAUUCAGCGGCUACUACACGCCUUACUGGCGGUACAAGGCCCGCGGAAUGCUGUUUGGAUUAACCCUACAGACAACAGCAGCACAAAUCAUGUUUUCGGCCUACGAAGCCGUCUGUUUUCAAGUGCGCGAAAUAUUGGAAUCCCUAGCGAAGGACUGCCGGACGUGGCCAACGUUGACAAAGUUAGUGGCUGGCGGAGAACUAAGCGAAAAGUCUUUCCUUAUGCAAAUGCUGGCAGAUUUGAGUGGGAUAAGCAUCGAGCGGCCGCAAACUUCAACUCCGGUGUGCCUGGGAACGAUGCUUGCGGCCGGACUGGCUGUCGAAGUUCUGACAUUGGACGAUUUUCGAACCAGCUGCAUUCCACCAAUCGAUUACUAUACGCCGGUGCUAAGCUCUAGUCAAAGAGACAUGAAAUUUCGCAAGUGGAAGGUAGCUGUCGAUCGGUGUCUCAACUUUGACUCCGUCUCUGAGACGGAUCUUUCAAAAUUCCUCCAGGAAGAAGAUGAUCCAGACCGUUCGGUUCGUUGUUCCAUUCCGGGUGGUGUCUACAUUGUAUCUUCAUUCGCACUCAUAGUACUGGCGCAAAUACUUCAGCAAAAUCGAAGCUCUUAGUGCAUGCCGACUGAAACAUACCCCAAUGAUAUGCCAGUGUUUCCCCCUAGUAUGCCAUUGCUGUAAUUUUUAGGUAAUAAUAACCGUAGAGGAUAUUUCUCGCUUAUGUUCUGACCUCAAACGAAAGCUUUUAGUCAACACCAGCGCUACAA